AUGUGUUCCCAGGUUCUGCAAAGGGGCUGUCGAUCCGUCGAAAUUGAUGUUUGGGACGGAGAAUCAGAGACCCCCAGCUCCAGCGAGGACGAAGCGGACAGCGACAGCAGUAGCAGCGAUUCCGAGAGUGAAGAUCAGAGCGGACGCAUGGAUAUAGAAAGAGCCGAGUCGAAAGCUAAUCGGCAAAAGCCCACUAAAGCGCCGAAAGAAUCGAUCACAUCCAGACUGGAAGCAAAAUUAGGAUCGGUCCUGCGUCGCAAGUCGACCAAGAAACCAGAGCAGUCCACACAAGAAGAAACUGCUACAAGCCAUAUGCCCAUUCGAGCCGAGCCUCGUGUUCUGCAUGGCCAUACACUUACGAAAGGAGCUACAUUCCGCGAGAUCUGCUAUGCGAUCCGUGACAACGCCUUCGUUGCCAGCGACCUCCCGAUUGUGAUCAGUCUGGAGGUCCAUGCCUGCCUGGAGCAGCAACAGAUGAUGGUGGACAUCAUGAAGGAAGCAUGGGAUGGAAUGUUGAUUGACACGCAGCCGGCAGAAGGCAAACUUCCUUCGUUGGCUGAUCUCAAAAGAAAGAUCUUGAUCAAAACCAAGGGUCUUCCCCUUGAUGGCGACGAUGCGAAACUUGAAUCGGAAGAUACCCUGACACCACAGAAUUCCGAGGAUAAAUCUUCGGAGCAGCAGCCACCAAAGCCAUCAAAGGUGCUCGGGGCCCUGGCCGACUUGGCAGUGUACACUCGGGCGUAUCAUUUCAGCCACUUUGAUCAACCAGAGGCCAGGGUCCCGUUUCAUGUGUUUUCAUUGUCCGAGAAAGCCGCACGCGAGGCCCAUGCCAAUUCCCGCGAUGCCUUGUUCGAGCAUAACCGCUCAUCGCUGAUGCGUAUCUAUCCGUUCGCAUUCCGGGUGAACUCCUCAAACCUCGAUCCGAGCUUCUACUGGCGCCGCGGCGCGCAGCUAGUUGCGUUGAAUUGGCAGAAUCUCGAUAAAGGCAUGAUGCUCAAUCAUGGAAUGUUUGUUGGAUCGCACGGCUGGAGACUCAAGCCAUCCGGCUAUCGGAGCAGCGAUCGCGAAAUAAGCCCCAUCGAGCGUCGCAACUUGACCCUCUCCCUUGAGAUAUACGCAGCCCAGGAUCUGUCCUUGCCACCAGGCGAUCACAGCGAAAAGGGGUUCCGCCCCUAUGUUACCUGUCAGCUACAUGUCGAAGAGCCGGAGGGCGAAGUUACCCCUGACAGGGAUGACGCAAGUUCUGACACAGAGAAAACUAGCUACAAGCGAUGCACGAAGAGCUCCUCGGGUCGGAACCCGGAUUUUGAGGGCCAGAAAUUGGAAUUUCCGACCGUAACUGGGAUUGUUGAGGACCUAAGUUUCCUGAGGUAA
Penicillium salamii is the source of this 1374-nucleotide messenger RNA. The record is from the annotation of a GenBank genome assembly. Lineage: Eukaryota; Fungi; Ascomycota; Eurotiomycetes; Eurotiales; Aspergillaceae.